Molecule: messenger RNA, 2864 nt
Organism: Salmo salar (Atlantic salmon)
Lineage: Eukaryota; Metazoa; Chordata; Actinopteri; Salmoniformes; Salmonidae
Product: von Willebrand factor A domain-containing protein 5A
Source: RefSeq, a predicted model, not a curated record
UGACUAUGAACACUGGCCAAUGAGUUGAUUUCGCAAUGUUUUCAAUUGACGUUUAUCUUUAUAAACCAGGAAGAAGUAGCCUACUCGGAUAUUGACGCUACACGGAAGUAGAAAUUGUGGGAUUCUAUCUCCAGGACCAGUAAAAGGAAAUCAUUGAAAACUAGCCUAUCACAUAUGUAAAGGAGCCAAAAUGGUGAACUGCUGUGGAUUGGUAACUGUCAAGAAUGAACAAGUGCCUCUGAAGAGUAUUGCUGUGGAAGUGAGUGUGCAGGGGCAUGUGGCCACCGUGAGCUCCACUCUGCAGUAUGAGAACCAGGAGCAGAGCCCUCUGGAGGCCAUCUUUGUUUUCCCUCUGCCGGGAGAGGCUGCUGUCUGCAGGUUCAGCGCAAAGAUAGGACAGACUGAGGUGGUGGCUGAGGUUCAGGAGAAACAGAAGGCACAGGAGCAGUAUGAUGACGCAUUGAGCUCUGGACAGCAGGCCUUCCUAUUGGAGGAGAGUGAUGAGAGCCCGGACGUGUUCAAGCUGAGUGUGGGUAGUCUGCCUCCAGGGGAGAAGGCCUCUGUCAGCCUGGACUAUGUGACAGAGCUGGCUGUACAGGCUGACGACGGCCUGAGGCUCUGCCUGCCCGCCGUGCUCAACCCCCGCUACCAACCCCAGGGGUCAGACAGUGGUAGUGGUGGCAGUGCCCAGGUGUCCUCGGUGCCCGCUGGUUCUGUGCCCUACAGUCUGUCCCUCAGUGCCCAUGUGUCGUCCCCUCAUCCCAUCUCUAGAGUAGAGUCCAACUGUCCCCUGGACCCACUCAACUACCUCAACACAGAGAAAACCCAAGCCACGGUCAGUCUGGCUGCAGGUCAUCAGUUUGACCGGGACGUUGAGCUGUUGUUGUAUUACCAAGACACCCAUCAGCCUACUGCUAUAGUAGAGGCAGCACAGGCUUCUGCCAAGCCAGGCUCUCUGAUGGGUGACCCAGUGGUCAUGCUGAGCUUGUACCCAGAGUUCCCCAAGGAUGUGAUGUCAUCUAUGACCUCACACGGGGAGUUCCUGUUCGUAGUGGAUCGCUCUGGCAGCAUGGAAUGCCCCAUGCACCUUGGGUCUGGGUCACAGGACCGUAUUGGCAGUGCCAGGGAUACCCUGCUGCUCUUGCUGAAAAGCCUGCCCAUGGGCUGCUACUUCAACAUCAUUGGCUUUGGGUCCAGUUAUGAGUCCUUCUUUUCAAAGAGUGUGGAGUACAGCCAGAAGACUUUGGAUGAGGCUCUGCAGAAGGUGAAAGAAAUGAGGGCUGACAUGGGAGGUACAGAGAUCCUCCAGCCUUUAAAACACAUCUACAGCCAGCCCUGCCUCCCCGACCAGCCCAGACAGCUCUUCCUGUUCACUGACGGUGAGGUGGGGAACACCAAGGAAGUCCUGGAUCUGGUGAAGACGAACGCUGGUUCUCACAGGUGUUUCUCCUUUGGGAUCGGGGAGGGGGCCAGCACUGCUCUCAUUUCUGGGGUGGCCCAGCAGGCCACAGGGCACGCACAGUUUAUCACAGGACAGGACAGGAUGCAGCCCAAAGCGAUGCAGUCUCUCCGGUUUGCCCUGCAGCCAGCUGUGGUGGACAUCUCAGUCAAAGUGGAAUGUCCCAAAGGGGUGUCUGUCACGCCUCUGUCUCCACCAAUCAGAGUGCUCUUCCAGGGUCAAAGGGCAAUUCUGUAUGCCCAGCUCACUGGGGAGAGCUCAGGGGACACAGAGGGCUCGGUGACAGUGAAGUACAGCCUGGCCAAGCAGCCUGUUGAGAACCAGCUGAGCUUCAUUCUUAAGCCUGCAGAGGACACUGGAAUGACCGUCCACAGGCUGGGGGCUCGAACCCUGAUCCAAUCCCUGGAGGUGGAAGAGAGAGAGCAGGAUGGGGAGAAGGAGGGAGUGAAAGAGAAGGUGAUAGAGCUCAGCGUCCAAUCAGGAGUGAGCAGUGCCUUUACUGCCUUCAUCGCUGUCCACAAAGGAGAUGGAGAGGCCCUGCAAGGACAGCUGCUACGCAGACAAGUCCCCACACCGAUGUUGUAUCACAGCUCCAUGUCCAAGAUGAACUUGUGUAGUAUGUCUCAAUGCAGCCCCAUGCCCAUGAUGAACUUGUGUAGUAUGUCUCAGUGCAGCCCCAUGCCCAUGAUGAACUUGUGUGAUAUGGCUCAGUGCAGCCCCAUGCCCAUGGUGAAGACAUGUAGUCUGCAGAUGAAUAUGAGUGCCCCAGGUUUGGCUGCUUUCGAAGUAUUUGACUCUGACGACAACUGUACCGAAGACUUUGACUCUCCAGCCCCAACCUCUAAGCCUGUGAGGGACCUUCUCCUCCAGCUGAUCUCCCUUCAGAAGGCCUCUGGUUCCUGGGUCCUGGAGGCAGCGUUGUCUGAGGUGCUGGCGAAGACUGAGGAGGAGGUGUCCAAGCCAAAGCCUGCACAGGUGGACCAGGAGGUGUGGGCCACGGUUCUAGCCCUGGUAUGGCUCUAUGGUUUCAAGAUGGAGGCUCAGGAGGAUUGGCAGUUUGUGGCCAUGAAGGCUGUUUCAUGGAUCCAGGCUCAGAAAGCGACCAGUGUUUCUGAGUGUGUUCAGGCUGGAAAUAACCUUCUGGGUUGCCAAGUGCAGAAAGACACCCUGGGGCUCUGACAUGUUCACCCUCCCAGUCCUCUCUCUGUCCCCCAUACACCUGCUACUCUACCUGGGGUGAGAUACACACAACCCUGCCUGCUCCUAGUCCCCUCCUCCAAGCAAACUGGUGGAGCUAGCAACUGUAUCCGCCUAAACAAGCCUAAUUAUCAACCUCUUGCCUAUAUUAGCCUAUUGUCAUUUACUGUUGGGACACUUAUGUAUCUCAAUGUAUUGGUUGUUAUUA